Messenger RNA from Cuscuta campestris, 1002 nucleotides. The record is from the annotation of a GenBank genome assembly. NCBI's taxonomy places the organism in Eukaryota, Viridiplantae, Streptophyta, Magnoliopsida, Solanales, Convolvulaceae.
AGGAAUCCUAACCAAAUAACCCCUCAAUUUAGGUUUGAUUCUCAUGAAAACCCCUCAAAUAGUACAACCCUUAUUUUUCUGAUCUUGAAUUUGGGGUUUUGGGGACAAUGUGUUCGAUUCUUGGAGGCGAAAAGGAUGAGGAACGGGUGACUGGAAACGACGGCGUCCUGCCGCCGCCGCCGGCGAACUUCUCCGCCGUCGAAGACCACUGCAUUUACCGAUCAGGGUUCCCUCAGCCCUCCAAUUUCCCCUUCCUCCGAUCCCUCAAUCUCCGCUCCGUAAUAUAUUUGUGUCAGGAGCCUUACCCAGAAGAGAAUAAGGAGUUUCUUCGUGUUAACAACAUCAAGCUUUUCCAAUUUGGCAUAGAUGGCACAAAGAACAUUUCCCCCCGUGCAGGAGCCGUCUAAUAUUCCUAAGAGUACCAUAACAGAGGCUUUGAAAGUCUUAAUUGAUGUGAGAAACCAUCCCGUCCUUAUCCAUUGCAAACGCGGAAAGCACCGAACGGGUUGUCUAGUUGGGUGCCUGAGGAAACUUCAGAACUGGCGUUUGGCAUCGGUGUUGGAAGAGUACAAGCAUUUUGCAGGCACAAAGUGGAGAGAAAACGACAUAUGUUUCCUCGAGGCAUACGAUGUGUCGUGCAUAAGGCAUUGCCUUCAGAGUAUUAUCUACCGCUACUAUGCGUCGAGGAAUAGGCGCAUUCUCUGCAGCGAAGAAGGUGUACAGAAAUCCAGAAUAGCUUCUUCUGUUUAACACAGCAUUCUAAAUGGUCUUUUUAUAUGACUAUUAAGGAUGAUGAUAAAAGACUUAUACUUGCAAGGUAUUUGCUUCAGAAGAAACUUGUGUACAGUAAAGUUCCCACUUGAAAAAAAAGUGUCAUUGUAACAUUUAAGAAAAAGAUGAUUUGGUAAAUUUCAUGUCCAUAUCAAAUAUCAUAUUGUGUAUUUUUUUUACCUGAGAUAUGUUGUGAUUUGUGAUGUUGGUCAACAAAUUCUUGAAAUACCU